Elaeis guineensis (African oil palm) is the source of this 3580-nucleotide messenger RNA. RefSeq lists its product as uncharacterized. The record is from RefSeq and is a predicted model, not a curated record. NCBI's taxonomy places the organism in Eukaryota, Viridiplantae, Streptophyta, Magnoliopsida, Arecales, Arecaceae.
UCGCCAUUUCUCCGUCGGCUUCUCUUCUCCUUCCUCCGAGAAACCAAGAAGAUAAGUGGAGAGAGAGGAAGCGAUGGCUCGGGAGCUCUUCUCCCGGCGGGGUCCGCAUCUGGCGGGCUCCCGGCUCCCCUCUGACAGCACGCAUCGACCGGCGAUGGAUCGCCGGCACCGGGCCCAUGCGGCGGCGCGGAAGGGCUCGACGUGCCGGCCGUCGCGCGUCGUCAUCAUCGGCGGCCUCGGCCUCGCCGUCAUCGUUUUCUUCGCCCUGGGGUUCUGGCAGCAGAGCACCAUGAUCGACGGGCCCGUGGACGACGGUCCGCGGCGCCGGCCCCUCGGUAGUGUGCUGCGAUUCGUUCCGGCGGAUCUGCAGAGGCGGUUCGAGGAGCAGGGCGGGCUGGAUAGGCUGAGAUCUGAGCGGGAGCCCGGCAUCCGGCGGCCAAGGGUGGCACUGGUCAUAGGAAGUAUGGAUAAAGAUUCACGAAGUUUGAUGCUAUUAACUUUGGUGAAGUAUCUUACAGAGCUGGGAUAUAAAUUUACAAUUUUCGCACUCAAACAUGGGGAAGCUCACAGUUUGUGGACAUUUUCUGGUUAUGAAGUAUCGUUUGUAAGUACUAAGCAAGAUUCCAAACUGGAGUAUGGCUCUGUUGACUGGUCAAAUUUCGAAGGUGUAAUUCUAAGCUCUCUUGAAGGCAAACAAGUGAUUUCAAGUCUUAUGCAGGAGCCUUUCGUAUCUGUACCACUUAUCUGGCUUAUUCAAGAAGAUAUCCUUGGGAAACACAUUUCACAUUAUACAGAAUGGGGCUGGCAGGAUCUAAUCAGUGAGUGGAGAAGUGCUUUUAGUAGGGCUGAUGUCGUGGUGUUUCCAGAUUACUCUCUUCCGUUGUUGUAUAGUCUGCUUGAUAUUGGGAACUUUUUUGUGAUUUCUGGAUCUCCUGUGGAUGUCUGGGCAACUCAAGGCUAUAUUAAAUCCCAUUCGCGAUAUGAGUUGCGGAAAAAAUAUGGAUUUGGUGAAGAUGACCUACUAAUUCUAGUCACUGGAAGCCAUUUAUUCUAUGAUGAGUUACCAUGGGAUUAUGUCGCAGCUAUGCAUGCCUUAGCACCUCAAGUUAAGACACAUGCAAGAUUAAAAGAUCUAGGAGGAAUGAUUAAGUUUGUCUUUCUGUGUGGCAAUUCUACAGAUGCCUCUGGCUCUUUUCAGGAAAUUGCUACUCAUUUGGGAUUUCCAGAAGGUUCUGUGAGGCAAUAUGGUAUGGAUCAUGAUGUGAACAACUUGCUAUUGAUGGCUGACUCUGUUCUUUAUGGGUCUUUUGAGGAGGAACAGAGCUUUCCUCCACUGCUAUUGCGAGCCAUGUCUUUUGGAAUUCCCAUUGUCGCCCCUGAUCUGACUACAAUAAAGAAAUAUGUUGUUGAUCAGACCCAUGGCUUUAUUUUUCAUCCUAGUGAUCCAGAAUCAUUGGCUACAGCUUUUUCACAUUUAAUAAAAGAUAAGAAGCUGUCAUCUUUGGCUCAUGUUGCUGCAUCUAAUGCCAGAGAACUCUCUAUGGACAUGCAAGCAUCGGAUUGCAUUGCUGGUUAUGCAAAGCUUCUUGAAAAUGUACUCCAGUUUCCAUCAGAUGUAAUGCUCCCACAAUCCUUUUCUCCAACCCGACAAACAUCUUGGUUAUGGGGCCUUUUUGUGGGGGAUGUCGAAGAAAGAGAUUAUCAUAUGCAAACUGAAGGUUAUCUUUCAAGACAAAGAUCCAGCAUUGUAUAUUUGCUUGAGGAACAAUAUGCUAAAAAUCAUAUGGAUAACAGAUCUAGAGUUGAAAAGAAGGCUUAUACAGAGGAGUUCCCAACUCAGUUAGAUUGGGAUAUCGUAAGUGAAAUGGAAAUAUCUGAGGACUUAGAGAGACGAGAGAUACAGGAGCUUGAGGAAAGGAUGGAGAGAACUUUGGGGUCAUGGGAGGAUGUAUACCGCAAUGCUAAGAAAGCUGAAAAGCUGAAAUUCGAAGCAAAUGAACGUGAUGAAGGUGAACUAGAAAGGACUGGGCGGCCGUUGUGUAUAUAUGAAAUCUACAAUGGAGAGGGGGCAUGGCCGUUUUUGCAUCGUGGUUCUAUAUACCGUGGAAUAACUCUUCUAAGAAGUGCCCAAAGAUCAAGAGCAGAUGACCUGGAUGCUGUUAGUCGUCUUCCUAUCUUAAAUGAGACAUACUACAGAGAUAUUCUUUGUGAGCUUGGUGCCAUGUUUGCGGUUGCAAAUGGGGUGGAUAAUGUUCACAAAUUACCCUGGAUUGGUUUCCAGUCAUGGCGGGCUGCUGGAAAGAAGGUUUCCUUAUCUGAUAAAGCAGCAGAAAUACUAGAGAAGACUAUACAAUCAGAAAAUAAAGGAGAUGUCGUCUACUAUUGGGCACUGAUGGCUAUGGACCCGAGGGAUGUGGAAACAGAAGACACUGACUUUUGGUCUAUGUGUGACAGCUUAAAUAAUGGGCAUUGCAGAGCUGUAUUUGAGGAUGCAUUCAGAAGGAUGUAUGGGCUGCCUGAUGAUGUGGAAGCCCUGCCCCCAAUGCCUGUUACCGGUGGCCAGUGGUCUGUUCUCCACAGCUGGGUGAUGCCAACCCCUUCCUUCCUAGAAUUUGUAAUGUUUUCCAGAAUGUUUGCCGAUUCACUUGAUAGCUUGAAUAAGAAUAAUAGCAGCACCACUGAAUGUGUGCUGGGAUCUUCAAUGUUAGAGAAAAGGCAUUGCUACUGUCGGAUUUUUGAAGUCCUGGUCAAUGUCUGGGCUUAUCACAGUGCCAGAAGGAUGGUUUACCUCAACCCAAGCAAUGGGAAUCUCAGCGAACAGCACCCUCUUGAGCGUAGGGAUAUGUGGGUCAAGUACUUCAGCUUUCCAUUGCUGAAGAGUAUGGAUGAAGAUUUGGCUGAAGAAGCAGAUGAUGGCAUGCAUCCAGCCGAUAAAUGGUUGUGGCCUUCAACUGGUGAAGUUCUAUGGCAGGGGAUCUUAGACAGGGAGAGGGAGCAGAGGUACAGGCGUAAAAUGGAUAAAAAGAGAAAAACGAAGGAGAAAUUGUUAGAGAGACAGAAGUAUGGAUACAAACAGAAAACCUUAGGGCAGGAACAGAAAGAUAAGGUAUGAUAGCAGGUCCAACAAUUCCACAAUAUUAACCAAUCAAAACCUUUAAACUCCAACUGCUAUGUCCAUAUGGAGGUCAAAAGGGUUCAUGCAGCUUGAACAGCGAUUCUACACAACACUGCCACAGGUACAAAGGCUACAUCCUUGGUGUACAUAUAUUCUUCCCCCCUCCACCGCUUCGGAUUUUGCCCUGAAGGAGUAGAAGAGAUAAAGAACCAUGCUGCCAAAGUUUCAGAUUUUUCUUUUUUGGGUUCCUUUUCCCUAUUUUUGUUAAUUCACCAAGGUAGAAGUACCUGAAAUUUUUUUUCCCUUAUAGCCAAUUGACAUUCUUUGAUUACUGAUAUAAUGAAGCAGCUAUACACACAGAACUUUUGCUCUGCUCAUGUAAUCUUCGCUUCUUGUACAUUCAGGAUAUUAGAGGUGAUUUCCACUGAGAAUGGUAAUUCUUUGCGGAGACAGUGGUCUCUAGUC